Populus nigra (black poplar) is the source of this 1041-nucleotide messenger RNA. RefSeq lists its product as uncharacterized. NCBI's taxonomy places the organism in Eukaryota, Viridiplantae, Streptophyta, Magnoliopsida, Malpighiales, Salicaceae. Bases 496 to 876 code for a protein of 126 amino acids. The transcript has 2 exons. The record is from RefSeq and is a predicted model, not a curated record. Gene Ontology annotation, biological process: regulation of defense response to fungus.
CAAAAACGAUACCGUGUACUAGCAAUUUUUGCAAGCAAACAACCACGCAUAUUUCCCCCUUUUCUCGUUCACAUUUUCCCUUGCUUUCCCGGGAAAAAGAGUUACGAGCAACCUUGUCGGGAAUCGGUCCAAAUUACUCCCUCCCUUCCAAAUUUUCGCUUUUAUUGGGAACCACAGAUUCUUAGGUUUUAAACAACCCCCCCCAGUUUCUAUGUUCUCUUUUUUCAUGUUUGUUUCUAAAUGAAGAAAAAUGUUACAUGUUUUAUACAAACCUCAAAGUUCUCACAAAAAGAGAUAACAAUAAACCUCAAAAAUAGAAGUCUUUUGUCUUUUUUUUGGUUUUUCUUAGAAUCCCAUAAUAUUGAUAUUUUGUUUGUCUUGAAGUAAGUUGUUUUGAGGUUUUUUGAGGCUUGUUUUGGAUUAUUUGUUUUUUGUCUGGGUUGAGUUUGGUUUGUUGUGUUUUUGUUUCUGGAUUUUAGCUUUUGAGGCUCAAGAAUGGCUGAAGGGUCAGCAAAAGUUCGGUUAGUUCGUUGUCCAAAGUGUGGAAAUCUCCUACCAGAGCUCCCUGACUACUCUGUGUAUCAGUGUGGUGGUUGUGGUGCUGUUCUUCGAGCAAAGAAGAAAGUGACUGUAAAUGGUGGGAUAUUGGAGAAGUCUGGAACGGGGUGGGAUGAAGAAGGCUUUGAGAAAUUGGAGAGUUUGUCAGAGAAAGAGGGUGGUAGUUUAGGUAAUGCAUCUGAGACGGAGAGGGAGAGCGAAGGGAGUAUAAAUAAUAGGAGAAAAGCAAGAACCUUUGAAGAAACAAAUGUGAAUUUUGUUAAAAGUCCUUUGUUGAAAGCAGAAAAGAAGAUAUUUUGGCUGCUAAUAGCAACAUAAAUGUGAAGGAACAGCAUGUAGGUUAUCACAGUGGUGCAGAAAAGAGAAACCCAUGAAGUACCCCAUUGAUAAUUGGAUUCGCCGUGAUGAUAAUGACAUGAACAUGAACAGAUCUGAAUCUGUUAGUUUAAGUAGAGAGAAAGGUAUUCGAGAAUUUCAGCACAA